UAUUCGAGAGAACAGGAGCGCUGCUGAUCUGGCGCGCGCGCGGCCGCAGUCCACUCGCUAGAUAACAGUCUAGCCGUCCCGUCCCGGCGACCCGAACUGCAGCGACAGCGACCGCCGGAUUGUAAUCAGCCGAGACGGGGCGUCGUCUUCGUUUGUUUUAUUGAAAAAGAAAUAAAAUAUAAAGGUUAAAGCUUUCUCGUAGCUUCCCCCCUGAACACGCCGGCGAUUCUCGUGGCUUUCGCUGGUCCAGCUCGAGGUUCUCCCCCAUUAAUUCCGUCGAGCUGGAGCCCGUCGUCUUUGGCUGCUGCUGCUGCUUCUCAUUCUUUCCUUCUGGUUCUGCCGGUCCUUUUCUUUUAUUGGUAAAAACAUCGUGACGAUUUUAUUUGGUGUGAUUUUGGGCGCUUUUACUAGCAUAGGUUCCGCUACAGACGUUUCAUCUCCUCUUUCAAUCUGUUGGUAAUCUCGGUUACCUCUGGUUCCGAUUGGGGGGUGGGGGGAAUCGUACUCUUAAAUUUGUCGCUACUUUCCUCGUGUCGUUCGCUCUUCCAACACUAGCUCUCUACUUGCAAAGAACACGAGAUUUUCCUCCCAGUUGAGUUUUUCAUCGAGUUGGAGUUUGACUCUUUGCUUCGCUGGGACCCUAAACUUGGGACUUGGGCCGGUCCGGCGGAAUGCCGAGCGGGAACUUGCUUUCCCGCAGGAGGCGUUCGUGGCGUGCCAAUGAGCUCGUGAGCAGGAGCACCCUGCAACUGCUGGACUUCGACGAUGGCUCACCACCAGAGCAUGCAUGGAGGAGGAAACUAAGUAGUCAUGCUAAUAGAUUGAAAGAGUUCAAUGUUACAUUCAGAGAAGCAAUUAGAAUGAUGAAACUUGGUCUCCGACUUUGGUCAUAUAUUCGGGAGGAAGCUUCUCAUGGAAGGCUUGACAACUUACCAAUUGGCAGAAAGCACCAAUUGAUCCCUUCACUAGAGAGAGCAACAGACCCUCAGCCUCACAAGGAGUACCUCUUGGUGGGAUGGGGUGUGUGUGAUAUUGGUUUACAACCAGCCUUUCUGUCUUUCUGUUUUCAAGAACAUUUACUGUGUACACUCAAUCCUUUCCUCUGCAGGAGUGGUAGCAUUUCUAGAGGCUUUAGGGGAGAAUUCAAGAAUUGGCAGAUAACUCCUGGUUAUUGUGAAAUGUCUCCUGUGAUGGCCAAUCAAUUUUCGAUCUUUGUCACUAGGGGAGGAAACAAGAAAUAUGCUUCAGUUUUGGCCCCUGGCCAACUUGAUGGUUUGAAGAAAUCUAGCGAUGAUGGUAUAUCGUCCUGGGAUUGGAAAUUAAAGGGCGAUCGUUCGACAUACCAUGCUUUGUUUCCUCGGGCAUGGACUGUUUAUGAUGGCGAACCAGAUCCAGAGCUGAAAGUAUCUUGCCGUCAAAUAUCGCCAUUUAUUCCACACAACUACGAAGAGAGCAGUCUUCCUACCUCUAUUUUUGUAUACACUCUAGUGAAUACCGGAAAGGAAAGGGCAAAAGUUAGCCUAUUGAUGACUUGGGCGAAUUCCAUUGGAGGACUUUCACAUCAUACUGGUGGCCAUGUAAAUGAGCCAUUCAUAGGAGAAAAUGGAGUUUCUGGCGUUCUUCUACAUCACAAGACAGCCAAUAAUAAUCCUCCUGUAACAUUUGCAAUUGCGGCAUGUGAAAACCAAAAUGUAAAUGUCACAGUAUUGCCUGUUUUUGGGCUUUCUGGAGAAAGUUCUGUUACUGCCAGGGGAAUGUGGGGCACAAUGAUCCAGGAUGGUUCCUUUGACCGAGAUAAUUUCAAUGCUGGUGCCAGCAUGCCUUCUUCACUGGGUGAUACAGUUUGUGCAGCAGUUUCUGCUUCCACCUGGGUUGAACCACAUGGAAGAUGUACAAUUGUAUUUGCGUUGGCUUGGUCUGCUCCUAAGGUUAAGUUUAAAAAGGGAAGUACAUACUACAGGAGAUAUACAAAGUUCUAUGGAACUUCGCCAAGAUCAGCUGUAAAUUUGGUACAAGAUGCUUUGAUGAAGUAUAAACAUUGGGAAGAGGAGAUCGAUAAGUGGCAGACCCCAAUUCUCCGUGAUGAGAGGCUUCCAGAGUGGUACAAGAUUACUCUCUUUAAUGAACUGUACUUCCUAGUUGCUGGAGGAACCAUUUGGAUUGAUAGCGAAUCCUUGGUGGUUGAUGCUGAUACCAAGUCGAAUUCAAGUCCCCUUGAGGAUAGUGAUUCGCCACUUAAUGACAGCACGAGCAAUUCUACAGUUCCCCUAAUCGGUUUUGACCCACAUGAGAUUGAUGACAAAGAAAACGUUGGGAAGUUUUUGUACCUGGAAGGAAUAGAGUACUUCAUGUGGUGCACUUAUGAUGUACACUUCUAUGCCUCUUUUGCUCUUUUGGAUCUGUUUCCUAAGAUUGAAUUAAGCAUUCAACGUGAUUUUGCUAGAGCUGUUCUGCGGGAAGAUAACAGUAGAGUCAGAUUUCUUGCUGAUGGUGCCUGGGGUAUUCGUAAAGUAAUUGGUGCUGUCGCCCAUGACCUUGGAGCACAUAAUCCGUGGCAUGAAUUGAAUGCUUACAACAUCCACGACACAAGUAGAUGGAAAGAUCUUAAUCCCAAGUUUGUGCUUCAGAUUUACAGGGAUUUUGCUGCAACAGGUGAUAUGUCAUUUGGCAAGGAUGUCUGGCCAGCAGUUUGUACUGCUAUGGAAUAUAUGGAACAAUUUGAUCAUGAUGGUGAUGGUAUGAUUGAAAAUGAUGGAUUUCCCGAUCAAACUUAUGAUGCUUGGACUGUUCGGGGAGUAAGUGCAUAUUGUGGUUGCCUUUGGCUUGCUGCCCUUCAAGCUGCAGCGGCACUGGCCCGCAGCCUUGGACAUGAUGACUAUGCUGAGAGGUGUAUGACAAGAUUUGCAAAAGCUAAAUCCGUAUUUGAAGCCAAGUUAUGGAAUGGUUCAUACUUCAAUUAUGACAGUGGAACAAGUUACAAUAGCCGUUCCAUCCAGGCAGAUCAGCUGGCUGGACAAUGGUAUACUGCUUCGUCAGGGUUGCCUCCUCUAUUUGAAGAGGAUAGGAUAAAAUGCACGCUUCAGAAAAUAUUUGACUAUAAUGUGAUGAGGGUGAAAGGAGGACGUAUGGGAGCUGUGAACGGUAUGCAUCCGAAUGGGAAGGUAGAUGAAACCUGUAUGCAGUCAAGGGAAAUAUGGACAGGAGUGACAUAUAGUUUAGCUGCAACGAUGCUGCUCCAUGGAAUGGAGCAUCAGGCCUUUACUACUGCAGAAGGCAUUUAUAUUGCAGGAUGGUCUGAAGAGGGCUAUGGGUACUGGUUCCAAACUCCAGAAGCAUGGACGGUUGAUGGCCACUACAGAUCACUGAUAUAUAUGCGCCCCCUUGCAAUCUGGGCAAUGAAGCAGGCCUUGUCCCCUCCAAUGUGGAUACUCGAGGCGCCGAAGGUAAAUACAAUGGACAGGGCUCACAUUUCUCCGGGCACAUUCCAGUUCCUCCAGGAUAGGGUCAGGAAGAUGACGCCCAAGAAUGGUUGUUUUGGAAACACUGUAUUUAACUGGGAUUGUUGAUGUGAUGUUAGAGCUUCUAUUUCACUGUUGUCCAUUGUAUUUCUCUGGGGCACCUGAUGUAGAAAUUGCAGAGUUUGGGAGGUGCGCAAUCUUCUCUUGUGUAAGCUCGGAAGUGGUAUGGUGUUCCUCUGACAGUGAGCCGAACUUUGUACACGGUUGUACAGAAAAUGUAUACUAGUACAGAUUUGUGCAUAUAGUAUUUUAAAGGCAUCGUAGCCGAAUUCAUCCA
This is a messenger RNA of Panicum virgatum (switchgrass), 3795 nucleotides long. Its product is annotated as non-lysosomal glucosylceramidase-like. The record is from RefSeq and is a predicted model, not a curated record. NCBI's taxonomy places the organism in Eukaryota, Viridiplantae, Streptophyta, Magnoliopsida, Poales, Poaceae. The coding region runs from base 672 to 3566 and encodes 964 amino acids. The transcript is spliced from 17 exons. Gene Ontology annotation, cellular component: membrane. Gene Ontology annotation, molecular function: beta-glucosidase activity; glucosylceramidase activity. Gene Ontology annotation, biological process: carbohydrate metabolic process; glucosylceramide catabolic process.